AUGUUUGACCUCACGGCUGACCUUUCGGAGGUGGACCACGAAUCUCUGAAUAGGUAUCACCACAAACCACCCGAUUUCACACGGUAUAAAUCCAUUGGGACCACCAAGACAGAGCCCGGAAAGUUCGACCACAUCCACGUGUACUCGGUUGCCCAGGAUGAUAUGCUAGGAAAUACCUCCUCCGAGCCCCAGCUCCCUCACCCAGGGACCAUCACUCGCAAGAAAGCCCAAACCCGCGAUUUUAUAUCCCGCAGUCAUGCGGUGUUGGAUCGUGUUCUCGCCAGCCUAGAUACCAGCCUCGGCAUUACCCCAGGAACUCUCUCAGCGAUGUGUCCACCCACGGAACCCUCUGGCACCCUCGUCCGUCUCAUCUGGACCCCUCCCAGCGCCCAACAGCCCGACUACCGUCAAAUCUCCUUUGGCAGCCACACCGACAUGGGCAUCAUGACAUUGCUCUUCAACGUCGCGGGCGGACUCCAAGUCCUCCCCCCGGGCGCGGCCAACGUUGACGCGAACUGGCAGUUGGACUGGGGGACUCCUGCGCAGCUCCCUUCAUCGGGUCGUGAUGGCCCUGGAGCCCAGGCGAUGGUCACGCGGAGAAGUGUGGCGUAUUUGCUGCGGCCGAGACAGGAUGCGUCGUUGGCACGCUUUGUGGGGGGCAUUGUCCCGCCGUUGCAGCCUGGAGAGGAGAAUGAGACAAGACAUCAUGAACGAGACAUUGUAUCACCAGGCAUGCAGCCCCAUCCAUUGCCGGAGUCGCGGCAGGACCUGCCCUUCGGUGAGGGCUUCGAUCGCGAUUCCCCGCCACUGUCUUCUGUCUCUAGUGGAAGGAACUGGCACUCCAGGAAUCGCAGCUGGUCCGCAACCCAGGCUAUCGGCCGGAUGUACAAGCGUGUCCUGGAAUGGGCGCGAAGAAUCGCCCGAAUAGACGACCUGUCUGGGGGUGUGGUCGCUGUCUUUGGGGCUCAGGCAGUUCCUCUUGCGCUUGACGUUUAG
Aspergillus bombycis is the source of this 996-nucleotide messenger RNA. Its product is annotated as putative oxidoreductase. Lineage: Eukaryota; Fungi; Ascomycota; Eurotiomycetes; Eurotiales; Aspergillaceae. The transcript is spliced from 4 exons. The record is from RefSeq and is a predicted model, not a curated record. The coding region runs from base 1 to 996 and encodes 331 amino acids.